Notothenia coriiceps (black rockcod) is the source of this 618-nucleotide messenger RNA. Its product is annotated as dedicator of cytokinesis protein 4-like. Gene Ontology annotation, cellular component: plasma membrane; cytoplasm. The record is from RefSeq and is a predicted model, not a curated record. Bases 1 to 618 code for a protein of 205 amino acids. The transcript has 7 exons. Lineage: Eukaryota; Metazoa; Chordata; Actinopteri; Perciformes; Nototheniidae. Gene Ontology annotation, molecular function: small GTPase binding; guanyl-nucleotide exchange factor activity. Gene Ontology annotation, biological process: cell chemotaxis; small GTPase-mediated signal transduction.
AUGGCUUUCUUUGUCUCUGCAGGCUGGUUCCGAGGAUUCAUCCUGAAGAAUCCAAAUGUCAAGGGAAUCUUCCCGUCCAGCUACAUCCACUUGAAGAAUGCCCACGUCAAGAAUAAAGGGCAAUUUGAGACCGUCAUCCCUGUUGAAGACUCCGUCAUCACAGAGAUGACGUCCACGUUGCGGGACUGGGGUGCCAUGUGGAAACAACUCUAUGUGAAGAAUGAGGGGGAUUUGUUCCAUCGGCUUUGGCACGUGAUGAAUGAAAUCCUGGACCUGAGGAGGCAGGUGCUGGUCGGCAGCCUCACCCAUGACCGCAUGAGGGACGUCAAGCAGCACAUCACGGCCAGAUUGGACUGGGGCAACGAGCAGCUCUGCUUGGACCUGGUGCCCAGGCGGGAGUUCAGCAUGGUGGACCCCGAUGAAAUCAGCGUCACAGAGCUAUACAGACUGACGAUAGCAGCAUCUCGAGGAGGAGUGUCUGCUGUUCCAAAGCGAGGAGAACCAAGAGACUCCAGACAACUACUGGACGCCUGUUUUACAGCCUCGAGCUUCGAUACACAGAGCAGUCAGUUCCCUUUACCUCCUUUAACUCGAAACUUUACCACUCACUUCGAGUAG